UAAUACUAAGCGAGACGCUUCUCUGUUCCGUCACGGAUUCAAGUGUAGAAUCUCUCCGGGAGUCUCCUUGCUGAAAAUACAUAAAUGUGUGGAGUUUUUAGAUUAAUAACAUCACUUCGAAGUUAAAAAACAAUCGCUGUGUCUGCACUGUUGAAUUUAUGAUGGCCUCCAUGUGGAUAAUGGCUGACAGAGGCCGACGGCAAGCGCUGGUGUUGAUUCUUUGUCUCAUCGAGCUGAGCGCAGUGGCUGGUCAGGCUCGGUAUUCCAUCCCGGAGGAGCAGGCCGAAGGAUCGUUUGUCGGAAACAUUGCGAGAGAUUUAGGCUUGGAUGUUGCGAGGCUGAUUUCAGGUAAAGCUCGUAUUAUUACAAAAGGAGGCCGACAGUAUGUGGAUUUAAACAAAGACAAAGGCAUCCUUGUUAUUAAAGAGAGAAUCGACCGGGAGGAACUGUGUGGAAAGACGACGCCCUGUAGCUUCAGCUUCGAGGUGAUUUUAGAAAAUCCUAUCCAGCUUUAUCGUGUGACAGUGGAGGUGACAGAUAUAAAUGAUAACAGUCCGUUGUUCCCAAAAGACGAAAUCAACUUAAAUAUUGUUGAAAACGCUGCAUUAGGGACUCGGUUUUCUCUGCUGAGUGCAGAUGACUCCGAUGUUGGCGUUAAUGACAUUCAAAAAUACACACUUAAACCCUCUGAUCAUUUUAAGCUAGAAGUGCAAAACCAGCCGGAUGGAGGCAGGUUUGUUGAAAUGGUUUUACAAAACCCGUUAGACCGAGAGAAAGAGGAGACUCACAGUCUUGUGCUGAUUGCUUCAGAUGGCGGGGAGCCACGGAGAUCAGGGACAGUGCAUAUACAUAUUACUGUGCUGGAUGCUAAUGAUAAUUCGCCAGUGUGCAGCCAGGCUGUUUAUAAAGCAGAUAUCAAAGAGAAUUCUCCCGAAGGAACCGUGAUAACCACUGUGAGUGCAAAUGACCCGGAUAAGGGCCACUACGGAGAGGUAACAUACUCUAUCCCUCCCGUUGCAAAAGAGACGAAACAGCUUUUUGAAGUAAAUGUUCAAACUGGAGAGAUUAAAGUCGCAGGUAAACUCGACUUUGAAAAAUCUAAGACUUAUCAACUGAACGUGCAGGCUAGUGACCAUGGAGGUUAUUCUGAUACAUGUAAAGUUAUCAUUCAAAUAACUGACGAAAAUGACAACGUCCCUACAAUACAGCUCAUGUCAUUUUCGAACUCGAUAUCUGAGGAUUCUCCUCCAGGUACAACGAUAGCUGUUCUUAACGUGGAUGACGAAGAUUUUGAUGGUAACGGUGCUGUCAAGUGCUCCAUUAACUCUGACGUACCUUUUAAAAUCGAGUCUUCACUAACGGGAUACUACACCAUAGUAACUGAAGACUAUUUAGACAGAGAGAGUAUCCCUGAGUAUAAUCUCACCAUAACUGUGUCUGAUCAGGGUUCCCCGCCUCUGUCAAGCAGUAAGAACAUCAACGUAAAAGUAUCUGAUGUCAAUGACAGUCCACCCAAAUUUGAUCAUUCAGAAUACGCUAAAACUGUCGCAGAGAACAACUCUCCUGGACUUUCUGUGUUUACCGUGAGUGCUAAUGAUGCAGACUGGGGCCAAAAUGCCAGAGUUUCUUACUUUUUGCAGGAGAGGGACAUUAAUGGGCUGGCUGUGUCUUCGCUGGUUUCAGUAAAUUCAGAUACCGGUGUUAUUCAUGCAGUGAGAUCGUUUGAUUACGAGCAGAUCAAGUGGUUUGAAUUUAAUGUAACUGCACGUGAUGCUGGAUCCCCUCCUCUGAGUUCAGUGGCGACAGUUAAAAUAAUAGUUCAGGACCAGAACGACAACCCCCCUCAGGUUUUGUACCCAGUCCAGACUGGUGGCUCUCUGGUGGCUGAAAUGGUUCCUCGUUCAGCAGAAGUGGGCUAUCUGGUGACUAAAGUGGUGGCUGUUGAUGUGGACUCUGGACAGAAUGCCUGGCUCUCCUAUAAACUGCAGAAAGCCACAGACAGGGCGCUGUUUGAAGUGGGCUUACAGAAUGGAGAAAUCAGAACUAUCCGCCAAGUCACUGAUAAAGAUGCUGUCAAACAAAGACUGACUGUUAUAGUGGAGGACAACGGACAGCCUUCUCGUUCAGCUACAGUCAUUGUUAACGUGGCGGUGGCGGACAGCUUCCCUGAAGUUCUGUCGGAGUUCACUGAGUUGACCCACGACAAGGAGUACAAUGACAACCUGACUUUUUACUUGGUCCUGGCUCUGGCUGUAGUUUCCUUCCUCUUCAUCACGUGUUUAGUGGUUAUUAUAUCAGUCAAAAUCUACAGGUGGAGACAGUCUCGCAUCCUGUAUCACUCCAACCUGCCUGUCAUUCCAUAUUAUCCACCACGUUACUCAGACACUUUGGGAACAGGGACUCUGCCACAUGUGUACAAUUACGAGGUGUGCAGGACGACUGACUCCAGAAAGAGUGACUGUAAGUUCGACAGAACUGGUAGUCAGAACGUGCUGAUAAUAGACCCCAGUUCUACAGGAACGAUGCAGCGGAUACAGAGUGAAAAGAGCAUCCUGGAUGAACCAGACUCUCCUCUAGAGGUUAGUUUUUCCUUUUCAGCGCUUUAGCUUAGUGGCA
Molecule: messenger RNA, 2616 nt
Organism: Maylandia zebra (zebra mbuna)
Lineage: Eukaryota; Metazoa; Chordata; Actinopteri; Cichliformes; Cichlidae
Product: protocadherin gamma-A6-like
Biological process (GO): homophilic cell-cell adhesion
Cellular component (GO): plasma membrane
Molecular function (GO): calcium ion binding
Source: RefSeq, a predicted model, not a curated record